Molecule: messenger RNA, 1218 nt
Organism: Gadus chalcogrammus (walleye pollock)
Lineage: Eukaryota; Metazoa; Chordata; Actinopteri; Gadiformes; Gadidae
Product: E3 ubiquitin-protein ligase Rnf220-like
Exons: 15
Coding region: 1-1218 (405 amino acids)
Biological process (GO): protein ubiquitination
Molecular function (GO): metal ion binding; ubiquitin protein ligase activity
Source: RefSeq, a predicted model, not a curated record
AUGCCGCGCCCAUGCCCUCCUCCCGUCCUCCCACCACCGUCGUCCCUGCGCCCCGGUGGCGCCACCAUCCAGCUCGCCGCAGUCCCCCUCCGCCUCCACCGCAACCGGCAUAUGCAGUCCCUCUCCCUCCUCCGGCACGUUAAGGUGAAGGGGCUGUACGACUCCCAGGCUCCGGUGUGUCCCGUGUGCCAGACUCUGCUGAGACCAGGGGAGUUCCAGGAACACAUGGAGCAGGAGUUAGCCAAAGUAGCUCAGCUGCAAAUCAGCAUCAUUCCAGUGCAGCGUAACCAUCUGCUGGGGACUCCCAAGUCGCUCGCUCUGUCCCUGCACAUUAAACACGAAGGGGGCUCGCCCUCCUCUCCUCUCCGCACCAUCGAGGACGUGCAUUCGGACAGAUACCAGACAUUUCUACGUGUCAGGGCCAACAGACAUACAAGACUGAACGUCGAAGACCUCUGCUGGUGCAGGUGCUACGUCAAAUCCGCCCCAUUACGACCCCACAGCGCAGGAGCCCACCUAGACUGCGUGCAAGCUGUCAGGAUAGGCAAACUGAAGAAGAGGAAACAAGAGGAAUCUCAGGAGGGCCCUGCGGAGCUUGCGCCGUUAGAGGAUGAGUGGAACGACAGGAGAAAGAUACAGAUGACAUCUACACCGGCUGGAUUUAAAGGUGCAGGCCUGGGUCGCGGGGCGGCCCGGGAGUGUCGGGACAGCGAUGUGGACCUGGACGUGGAUGGAGACGACACGCUGGAGUACGGCAGAGCCCAAUACACAGAGACAGACAUCAUCCCAUGUUCCGGAGAGAGCUCUAAAGAGACAGCAGUCAACGGCCAUGAUUCCCGAGUCAAUUUAGAGUAUCCCAAGUGGCCAAAAGAAGAGGGCCCGUCCACCAGCAGUGAGAGUAACAAGGGAGAGGGCAGCCUGUCCGGUCUGCACCAAACUUGCCAAAACUCUGAGAUUGAGACGGUCACAGAGAAUUCUGCACUGACAACGCUAGACGCACUUAAAGCCCGGAUACGGGAUUUGGAGAAACAGCUGUCAAAAGGGGAUCGCUUCAAAUGCCUCAUCUGCAUGGACUCUUACACAACCCCUCUCACCUCCAUCCAGUGCUGGCACGUUCAUUGCGAAGAGUGUUGGCUUCGAACACUGGGAGCGAAGAAGUUGUGUCCCCAGUGCAACACCAUCACUUCCCCGGGAGACUUGAGGCGGGUCUACCUGUGA